Messenger RNA from Psilocybe cubensis, 1098 nucleotides. RefSeq lists its product as uncharacterized. Bases 1 to 1098 code for a protein of 365 amino acids. Gene Ontology annotation, biological process: retrograde vesicle-mediated transport, Golgi to endoplasmic reticulum. The record is from RefSeq and is a predicted model, not a curated record. Gene Ontology annotation, molecular function: SNAP receptor activity. The transcript has 4 exons. Gene Ontology annotation, cellular component: endoplasmic reticulum; SNARE complex. NCBI's taxonomy places the organism in Eukaryota, Fungi, Basidiomycota, Agaricomycetes, Agaricales, Agrocybaceae.
AUGGCUCCCAUCCCAAAAUUCCCAGAAGAAGUUGAAUCUCUCAUAUCCGCUAUCGAGAGAAGAUACAAGCACAUCGUAGAUGUAGAGGUUCCCAACCUGCGACAAUGUGUAGGACCUGCAUCCGUGCAACAGUCCCUAGCAGAAGACGUGCGAGAGGAUACCGUGGCAUUAACGCGACAGAUUGAGUCGCUUGCACUCAUGGUUGAUGAUCAGAAGGGAGCAAAGACGCGGAAAGAGCUAAAGGAAAUCGCGGAUGAUUUUCAAAAGAAACUCGAGAGUUUACGCAGUGAAAGUCGCGCGGCCCUUCUUGCGUCAAAGAAAGCCAUGGACCAGCGUUCGAAAUCGAAUCGAGAAGAAUUAUUGUCGUUCUCGUCGGCAAUGACAGAGAAACAAAAUUCGAGCGAGAAGACAACCGAGGACGCGCUCAUGAAAGCCAACUCUGACGUGACCGAUGCACUUCGUCGUACCAUCGCCCUCAUGCAAACCGAACUCGAGCGCUCAGUGCUAACCACUCAAAUGCUCGAUGAAUCUACCCGUACCCUCAACUCAACUUCAACGCAGCACGAUACUCUCAAUAAUCUUAUGUACACAUCUCGCCAACUGGUCACAGCGCUCGAAAAAUCCGACUGGCUCGACCGUAUCCUCAUCCUAUCUGGACUCGCAUUCUUUGUCCUGGUCGUCCUGUUCAUCUUGAAACAAAGAAUCGUGGAUCGUGGAAUCAGAAUCGCGUUCUGGUGGACAAGAUUUAUCCCCAGUUUUGGAGACGAUGCAGAGCUCCUUCGUGCCGCAGAAAAAGGCGCUGCGAGCGUGGUGGUAGAGGCGUCAUCAAGCAUUUCCAGUGUUGCAGCCUCUCUGGCGUCAUCAGUGAUUCCUGUAGCAAGUUCGAUAUUGGCAUCUAUGCCCAGUGUCGUCCCGGUGUCACCUGUUCUUUCUGAAUCAUCGAGUUCCUCGGUCUCCUUGAUUUCUCAGGCAGAGCCUACACCUGCAGAGACACCUGUGGUGGAUGAGGCUGAAGUGCCCACGAUCGAUGUGGAGGCUACUGUCCCGAGUCCUGAGCCAGAAGCGGUACCCGAUGCUGCUGUUCAUAUAGAACUAUGA